AAGUAUUUCUAAUGAAGAUGAACGUCUGUCGGAAAAACGUAUCGAUAACGUGCCAAAUUGGGGGCGACUCGAUGUGCAACAAGGAUCGAGAGUCUUUCAGGGCGUCCGCCAUAGUUGCAAAGCACCUUACGGAAUGUUUAAUUGAAGCCAACACGACGGAAAUGAAAUAUAUUCGGUUCGCCAUCAAGGCGAAAUACCUCAAGAACUUGAACGAGUUGGGGUCCCGAGGUCUGGGGGAAGAGGAGCCUCAGGUUCAACGAGGAAAAUGCACGCUGGGCUACAUCUGCAUUGACAAUCAAUAUCUUCAAGAAAUUAGGGUCAACUGCUACGCCUUUCACUUUGACAAAAAUGACACCCCGUUUAACGGAACGAGCAAAAAGUUUACAUGGAAUGCUCCCAAGAAGUAUGAGGGGACUGUGUUCUUCAAAGCUAUGGUACAAGUUUCAUACAGCAAGUUUUACAUCGAUGUCGACUCGGCAGAAAUCACACUGCCUCAAUGAAGAGAAGAAUACACAAGUCUUAUUACGAAAUUGGUGACGGCAUUGGAGAUUAAAUACCAUGAUGUGAAUUUUUUAUCAGACUUAAAAACAUGAUUGAGUAUUUAUUAAAUAUAGAUUUUUUUAAUAGCAUGUCAAACAUAAGAGCUUAAUUUUAUUAAUUAUCAAUAUUAGAUUCAUGCAUUCUUUGGCAUUGUAUUUCAAACACGUGCAAUCAUCGCGAGUAAGAUAUUUACG
Molecule: messenger RNA, 734 nt
Organism: Folsomia candida
Lineage: Eukaryota; Metazoa; Arthropoda; Collembola; Entomobryomorpha; Isotomidae
Exons: 4
Coding region: 12-500 (162 amino acids)
Source: RefSeq, a predicted model, not a curated record